AUGAUUCCAUCUAACGUACGAACCUUGAAUGAACGAGACGAUAUAUCAUUUUUACGUAAUCCUGCUGAUCUUCGUACAAUAACUUUACGAUCCUAUGAUCAAUACUCUUUUCAUAAUAUUAGCUCGGCUUUUUGCAUAAAAAUUCCAACUUAUCGUAUUAUUGAAACAAAUUGUCUGGAUAUACUAAAUGACUGUUUGUUUACAACGAAUCUUCGUUCCAUUCAUAUUCGCUUAUAUUUUUCCUUGAAAAUCCCUAUCAUGGAUUGGAAUUCAUUGCAUACACUUUCAGUUCUUCAAUUAUUGAAAUCAUUGCAUCUAACUGUGUAUGAUCUCGACACAGUGCUCGAAGACAAAGAUUGUCAAGUGAUCGUAAAAAAGAUUGCCAACGCUUACUGA
This is a messenger RNA of Rotaria socialis, 396 nucleotides long. The record is from the annotation of a GenBank genome assembly. Lineage: Eukaryota; Metazoa; Rotifera; Eurotatoria; Philodinida; Philodinidae.